AUGUCCCGCUUCCUCCGACCGGCAGUCCGACUGGCCGCCUCCGCCAGAGCUGCUCCUCUCUCCAAGACCUCGACCAUCCCAUCAGUAUCCUCCAGAAUAUCCCGACCAGCUUCUGCGUUCCUGCAAUCGAGAACAUAUGCCUCCGCCGGCACCAAGGAUUACACCGUGCGUGAGGCGCUGAACGAGGCCCUCGCCGAGGAGCUGGAGGCCAACGACAAGGUCUUCCUGCUGGGUGAGGAGGUCGCCCAGUACAACGGUGCAUACAAGGUCACCAAGGGCCUGCUGGACCGCUUCGGUGAGCGGAGGGUUAUCGACACCCCUAUCACCGAGUCCGGUUUCGCCGGCCUGGCCAUCGGUGCUGCCCUCAGCGGCCUGCACCCCGUGUGCGAGUUCAUGACCUUCAAUUUCGCCAUGCAAGCCAUCGACCAGAUCAUCAACUCGGCCGCUAAGACCCUGUACAUGUCGGGCGGCAUCCAGCCCUGCAACAUCACCUUCCGCGGACCCAACGGCUUCGCCGCCGGCGUGGCGGCCCAGCACUCCCAGGACUACAGCGCGUGGUACGGCAGCAUCCCCGGCCUUAAGGUCGUCUCCCCCUGGAGCGCCGAGGACGCCAAGGGCCUGCUCAAGGCCGCCAUUCGCGACCCCAACCCCACCGUCUUCCUCGAGAACGAGCUGCUGUACGGCCAGACCUUCCCCAUGAGCGAGGCCGCCCAGAAGGACGACUUCGUCAUCCCCUUCGGCAAGGCCAAGAUCGAGCGCGCCGGCAAGGACCUGACCAUCGUCUCCGUCUCGCGCUGCGUGGGCCAGUCCCUCGUCGCCGCCGAGAACCUCAAGAAGAAGUACGGCGUCGAGGCCGAGGUCCUCAAUCUGCGCUCCAUCAAGCCCAUCGACCUCGAGGCGAUUGUCAAGUCCAUCCAGAAGACCCACCGCCUGCUGGUCGUCGAGUCCGGCUACCCGGCCUUCGGCGUCAGCGCCGAGAUCCUCGCCCUCUCCAUGGAGUACGCCUUCGACUACCUUGACGCCCCCGCCCAGCGUGUCACCGGCGCCGAGGUGCCCACCCCCUACGCCCAGAAGCCGAGGAGAUGUCCUUCCCCACCGAGCCUCUGA
Messenger RNA from Diaporthe citri, 1107 nucleotides. RefSeq lists its product as uncharacterized. The record is from RefSeq and is a predicted model, not a curated record. Bases 1 to 1107 code for a protein of 368 amino acids. Gene Ontology annotation, biological process: pyruvate decarboxylation to acetyl-CoA. The transcript has 2 exons. NCBI's taxonomy places the organism in Eukaryota, Fungi, Ascomycota, Sordariomycetes, Diaporthales, Diaporthaceae. Gene Ontology annotation, molecular function: pyruvate dehydrogenase (acetyl-transferring) activity.